Messenger RNA from Brassica oleracea var. oleracea, 964 nucleotides. RefSeq names its product chaperone protein dnaJ 20, chloroplastic. Gene Ontology annotation, cellular component: chloroplast. Lineage: Eukaryota; Viridiplantae; Streptophyta; Magnoliopsida; Brassicales; Brassicaceae. The record is from RefSeq and is a predicted model, not a curated record. The coding region runs from base 172 to 774 and encodes 200 amino acids. The transcript has 2 exons.
GCCCCUCUAAUUCCUAGAACAACUCUUCAAAACUGGUCAGUGGUCAUCUACCUCUUCCUCUCGUCAGUCGUCACUUCUCACUAUUUCUACAUUGGACUCCACAACCGAACAUCACCAAAAGUCAACAAACCCAAAAACAAAAACAAAAACAUUAAACCUCAAAUCGAAACAAUGAGAUGUUACAAAGGAUCAUCCAUUCUCGCCACCGGUCAUCACCCAUUUUUCUAUAAACGACCAAUCUCCUCUCUACCCGCUUCUUUCCCUUCUACUACCCUCUCUUACCCAACCCGAAACCGUUUCUUAUCAACCCGGAUCCAAGCCCGUCUCAUUCACGACGACCCGGUAAAACAAUCGGAGGAUUUGAGCUUCUACGAUCUCCUCGGCGUCACCGAAUCCGUUAGUCUCCCGGAAAUUAAACAGGCGUAUAAACAGCUUGCUCGAAAGUAUCAUCCCGAUGUUUCGCCGCCGGAUCGGGUCGAGGAAUACACAGAUCGGUUUAUUAGGGUUCAAGAAGCUUACGAGACUCUCUCGGAUCCUAGCCGGAGAGUUCUCUACGACAGAGAUUUGUCUAUGGGAUUCUCAUUUUCGUUCUCAGGACGACGCCGGAAUCGAUACCAUGAGGAAGUGGUGGACGAGAAGAGUGAGUGGAAGAAAAAAUGGCAAACUCAGCUCUCAGGGCUAAAGAAAAGAAGCAAUCAAAGAGACAACAACUCCAUGUCUUGGGCUGCUAGAAUGCGCCGUCAACAUCACACGUCUGAAGAUUCUUCUUCUUAACCCACAACCACCAUAUCUCGACUCCUUAAUUUAUAGUAGGUUUUUAAAUGGUUGGUGUGUGAUACCGAAAGCAUAGCAUAAUUAACUACAAAUAUGUAUAUAUGUAUAUAUAAUCCUUUUGUGUGCCUAUAACAAUCUGCCAGCACAUCAUAAACCCUAAUCACUAAAUAAGUUUCUUUUGCUUGUGGUC